AUGUUAGAAGUUAUACGGAACAGUUAUAUUUUGACAUAUUUUGGUGUUUUCUCCACCCUUAUCUUCGUUUGUUUGUUAUUAUUGCGGUUAUUUAAUUUACUCAGGAUACAUCUUCCUAAUUGUACUUGGAAUUUAAGAAGCUGUACACAGUGGGCCAUAAUCACGGCAGGAAGUUCGGUGAUAGGAAAAGGUUACGCUCACCAACCGGCUAAUUUCGGAUUAGAUAUUGUGAUUAUCAGCAAAGAAUUAGAAGAUCUGAAGGAUACAGUCGAAGAAAUCAAGAGCAAAUAUGGCGUACGUUGCUGCUACACGCACGUUGAUUUUACCGAAGAAAACGUAUUCGAAUUUCUAAAUAACAGCUUGUAUGGUGUAGAAAUCGAUAUUUUGGUGAAUUGUGCCGAUAUCGAAGGCGAAAUUCCUAGCCAGUUCCUACAGGAAUCCGAUGAAAGUGUAUACAGGAGCAUAGAUUUGCGAGUGAGAGCUGUAACACACAUGACGCGCUUGACUGUGCCUUUUAUGCUGGCUAGACAAAAAGGUAUCAUUAUCAAUAUUGCAUCCAUAUUUUCGGCUCAUCCGUGCCCUUUUUUGAACGUAUAUUCAUCGUGUAAUGCGUUUUCUGAUCGCUUAUUUCGAUCCCUUUCUUACGAGUAUAAAUCCCAGAAUGUAAACUUCCAGUCAGUUAUUCCUUUGAACGUCUGCAAUAAGAUGGAGGAAAAAAUUGUUCAAGAUCUUCCAGUUUUGAAAUUCUUUAUUCUCGAUAGAGAUCGGCUUGUAAAAAAUGUUCUUUCGACUAUCGGCCUUACUGAUUAUACCACAGGAUAUUGGCUGAGUGAUGUCUUGUGGCAUUUUUAUUUAAUUAUUUUGUUCAAAUGGUACUUAUUCAAGUCCGAAAGCAAAUUACAGGACAAUAAAUACCGUUAAUUAACAGAUUCAAAUGAAGUAAUUGAUUAAAAUAGUUUUAUUUAAAUUAAAA
Molecule: messenger RNA, 973 nt
Organism: Centruroides sculpturatus (bark scorpion)
Lineage: Eukaryota; Metazoa; Arthropoda; Arachnida; Scorpiones; Buthidae
Product: very-long-chain 3-oxoacyl-CoA reductase-like
Exons: 1
Coding region: 1-921 (306 amino acids)
Cellular component (GO): endoplasmic reticulum
Molecular function (GO): oxidoreductase activity
Source: RefSeq, a predicted model, not a curated record